CAUAAAGUAAUCUGACAUUUAAAUAUUCCGAUCUUUUUGUACCUUACAGAAUAAACAAAAAAAGAAGAACCCAAACUUUUGCGUAAGUUCCAAACACUCCUUCACUUUUUAUUUUUCCUUUUCUUUCCCUUUAAUAAUCCAACGAUUCAAAACCCACUUUAACCUACCAUCCCUUGAUCUGAACCGUUAUAAACAUAAUGUUUUUUAUUUUUAUUUUUAUUUUAUUUAUCACAUUUCUUUUAUAUGCCUUCUUGUCUUCUUUAUGCUCAUUCUUUUUCUUGAUUGAUGUAUCUUACGUUUUCACAUUCCACAACCUCCCUCCCUCCCUCCCUCCUCUUCUCUUCCACCCUAUCCUCUCUCGAGCCGCCAUUGUUGCUCUUUCUUGCUAAUGGUAAUGUGAUAUCAAUUUCUACUGUUAGUGUUAUAAUUUUAUGUAAAAUUACUAGAUAAUGUUAUUGAAUGCCACACAGGAAGAAAUGUUGAUACCACCAUGGCUAGAAUCAUUACUCUCGACUUCAUUCUUCACCAUUUGCCCUAGACAUCAGGAUUCAGCACGUAGCGAAUGUAAUAUGUUUUGCCUUGAUUGCAAGAACGGUGCCUUUUGCUUCUGUUGUCGAUCAUCCAAACAUAAAGAACAUUCAGUUCUUCAAAUCAGGAGAUCAUCAUACCAUGAUGUUGUUAGGGUUGCUGAGAUUCAGAAUGUUUUGGAUAUAAGCGGAGUUCAGACUUACGUUAUAAACAGUGCCAGAAUUCUUUUUCUAAAUGAAAGACCACAGCCUAAGACUAGUACAAGCAAAGGAGUUUCUUCUCAUUUAUGUGAAAUUUGUGGAAGAAGUCUUUUAGAUCCAUUUCGUUUCUGUUCUCUUGGUUGUAAGAUAGUAGGAAUAAAGAAAAAUAGGGAUGCCCACUUUAACUUGAGCACAAAGAAGGAAGAAAUAGAGCAAAGAAGGGAAGGAAUUAUGGGAAGAAGAUUGGCAUCAAAGGAAGAAGAAGAAGAAGAAGAAUUGCGUGUAGGAAGCCAACAAGAAAUGUAUAGAAGCACUCCUCUUCCUCCACCACCUCAUAAUUCCAAUUCAAGAAGAAGAAAAGGCAUCCCUCAUAGAGCACCCUUAGGGUCCUAAUUAUUAGUUAAUUAAAUACUAAUUCAAUGAUUAAGCUCCCCCCCUUUAAAACUUUGUAUAUCCAGCUCAUUCCUCACAAGCUAUCACAUGGGGAGCGAGAGGGGAUGAUGUGCUAAACAAAGAGUGUAAUUAAGGCUGUGUGUUAAAAGGGUUUUAAACAAAAUUAAGAAGGAAAUAUAGGAGUAGGUUACAUUAAUUUAUUUAAUUUGUAUAAUACAAUUCAGGGAUCGGGGAGAUUAAAAAUUAAUAAUGAUAGCAUUUAUGUUUGGAGACAUAUGGAAAGGUGAAAUUGUUAUCUAUAUAUACAUAUGAACGGUUCCUAUAUAAAGAAAGCAACAGCUCAGCUUUUUUAAUUGCUUAGGUUUCAUGAAAUGUGCAAUUACAGAUUAUAUUAGAUGCAAUUAUGUAGAUGCCACAUGGAAAGAAAAUUGUUUUCCUUAACAAUUAUGUCAUGAUUUCCUACAAAAAAGUAAUCUUUGUUUUGGCCUUUGGUUGCUCCUCUCUGCCACAGAGAAUGAUGGGUCUUUGUUUUAC
Molecule: messenger RNA, 1655 nt
Organism: Ricinus communis (castor bean)
Lineage: Eukaryota; Viridiplantae; Streptophyta; Magnoliopsida; Malpighiales; Euphorbiaceae
Product: protein RGF1 INDUCIBLE TRANSCRIPTION FACTOR 1
Exons: 3
Coding region: 450-1121 (223 amino acids)
Source: RefSeq, a predicted model, not a curated record